Sinocyclocheilus rhinocerous is the source of this 3633-nucleotide messenger RNA. Its product is annotated as polyhomeotic-like protein 2. Gene Ontology annotation, cellular component: nucleus; PRC1 complex. Gene Ontology annotation, biological process: negative regulation of DNA-templated transcription. The record is from RefSeq and is a predicted model, not a curated record. Gene Ontology annotation, molecular function: zinc ion binding; chromatin binding; histone binding. NCBI's taxonomy places the organism in Eukaryota, Metazoa, Chordata, Actinopteri, Cypriniformes, Cyprinidae. Bases 1 to 2694 code for a protein of 897 amino acids. The transcript is spliced from 15 exons.
AUGGGGCUCACCACGGGGCCAAACGGAGCUUGUGCUGCCCCUCAGAAAAGCUUGCGUCGAGUUUGGCAGCGGGGUGGUCGUGGUUCAAAGGUGAAGCAUCGGGGCGGCACAAUGGAGGGUGAGCAGAGCACUCCUGCCUCCAGUGCCAGCAGCAGCACAGGCACCAAUACCUCCACCACAAACUCCGCAGGCACCACCAGUGCCUCCACUGCCAGCAUUGUCAGCUCCACCAGCAGCAGCACGAGCAGCGGAAGACUGGCCAUUCCACAGAUAUCUGUAUACAGCGGUAUACCUGACCGACAGACUGUACAGGUGAUCCAGCAGGCUCUACAUAGGCAGCCCAGCACAGCAGCGCAGUACCUGCAGCAUAUGUAUGCAGCUCAACAGCAGCAUCUGAUGCUGCAAACGGCAGCUUUACAGCAGCAGCACCUCAGCACAGCACAGCUCCAGAGCCUCGCAGCAGUGCAGCAGGCCAGUUUAGCAGCCGGCAGGCAGAGUUCGAACCAGAAUGGGACCUUGUCUACCCAGAGCGGGUCAUCACAGACCACAAUUAAUUUAACCACGUCCCCUGCUGCUGCUCAGCUGAUCAGUCGUGCACAGAGCGUAAACUCCACCCCCUCUGGGAUAUCCCAGCAAGCUGUGUUGCUAGGCAACGCCACAAGCUCCACCCUGACAGCCAGCCAAGCUCAAAUGUACCUGCGGGCCCAGAUGGCUCAGCAGAGUAAUCUUGUGCAUGUAGCCAGGAGUCUGGGCCGAGCCGUCCCUCUGUCCCCUCAGCUGAUCCUGGCUCCUACAGCUACAGUAACUGCUCUACAGUCUGACACUAAUACAGCCAAUAACACACAGUCUGCCUCUGCACAGGUGCAGAACCUUGCCCUGCGCAACCAGCAGGGGGCGUCUUCCACCUCUCAGUCCUCAGGCCUGCAGGCACUGAGUUUAAAGCAGACCCCCGUCUCCAUUCAGCCCACCCCACUCAUCAAAACACCCAGCCAGAGUGCUUCCAGUUCAGACACUGGGAAAAGCAAUGUGAACACUGCUUCCGCGGAUGGAGUGAAGAAGGGAGAGGAAGGGCAAACAGAGAUCAAAGCAGUUAACAUGAGUCGUAAUGUUUCCUCGUCACAUCCCUUACUCGCACCAGCAUAUGCCCAAAUCCAGCCGCAGGCCCUGAUUAAGCAGCAGCCGCAGCAGUUUGUCAUUCAACCCCAAGCCCCACCCACCUCAAGAACCCAGCCUCAGUUACUGCAGACCGUCUCGGUCCAGCCCCACCAACAGACAGCCUCACUGGCCAUCCAGAGCUCCACCCAGACCACAUCGGUAGCAGGGAUCAUUCCAGUUUUGCCUAAACCAGCACUUCACAACCAAGGAUCGGCUCAAAGUCAACAGGCCACCAUCUUCCAUUCAACUGUAAGCCACCAUGCACUUGCACACACAGGCCUGGCCCAUGCUAAAGCUCAACCGGUCCAACUGACAGCCAUCAAUCUCCAAAUCCAACCAGCACAAAGCCAGAGUUCAAGACUUGAUCAGGAUGACAAGGAGAAGCCCACCUCUUUGGUGGUAAGAGAGCUUUGUCCCCCAGUACAAAUGCAGCCAACCACUACGACCCAAGGCACUGACCCCCCUGAACAAUCCAAAGCCGAUACUGUUAACACUACAUCUCAAACUCAAGGCUCUGUGGAGACAGCGCGCGACCCCACGGGAGCACCGGUGACACCGACCAUGACCUCGGCAGCCUCAAGCGAGCCGCCUCCAGCAGCUGUGACGGGAAGUGUGGCACAAAACGGCGAAAACAAGCCACCUCAAGCCAUAGUGAAGCCACAUGUCCUCACGCACGUCAUCGAGGGUUUUGUCAUUCAGGAGGGAGCUGAGCCAUUCCCUGUGGAGAGACCGCUGGUGCAAGCAGACAGCCCCAAGAAACCAGACACGCAGCUUCCCUCAGAUCCAGAGAAAACGGCCAGCAGUAAUUCCCUCAGUGCCACAAACUCAGACAUGGAGGAGGCUGGACAACAAGACACGAGGACUCAGGAGGAAUCGGAGGAACCCAAGCUCACAUGUGAGCUCUGUGGAUGGGUCGAUUUUGCCUACAAGUUCAAACGUUCAAAACGCUUCUGUUCCAUGGUCUGUGCUAAAAGAUACAGUGUAAGUUGCACGAAGCGGGUUGGUCUGUUCCACCCCAACAGAACUAAAACAACCAAUCAGAUAAAUCAGUGGAGAAGGAGGAGGUCUCAUAGUCCCAGAGGCAGGGAGGCCAAAAAGCAGCGGCUCUCUGUAUCUCAGCAAUCUCAGGGAGAAUCUAUAUCCUCACCUCUCCAAUCUCAGCCUAGUCAAGGAGAGUCCAGUCCCUGUUCGGAUAUCUCCAGUUAUGAGGAUGCAACAUCCCCCCUCUCUGCAGCCAGUUCUGGCCCAAUUGUUUCUCAAGGUGGGGUCACUGUUAACGAUCCCGAAGAGCUUCCUCUCCUCAGUCAGCACUUCCUGCCAUGUGACCCCACCAAAUGGAAUGUGCAAGAGGUUUUUGAGUUCAUUCGCUCUUUGCCAGGUUGCCAGGAGAUUGCAGAUGAGUUCCGUGUUCAGGAGAUUGAUGGACAGGCCAUGCUGCUACUGAAGGAAGAUCAUCUAAUGAGUGCCAUGAAUAUUAAAUUAGGACCCGCCCUCAAGAUCUUCGCUCGCAUAAACAUGCUGAAAGAUUCCAAACCUUGAAAAGGCAGUGUGUGUGUGUGUGUGUGUGUCCUCUGAUGUCACUGACCUUGACCUAGUGACCACAGCACCCCAACUGCACUACAAAAUUUUUAAAAUAAUUAAUAACUAAACAUUUUAUACAUAUUGGGGCUAAAGCCUAAAACUGCACCUCCUCAAGAAAAGAACUGAAAUUAAUUCAGCUGAAACAGAAAAUGACCCGACUACCUAUGAAAAAUCGCACAAAUAGUGACUUUAUACCAAAUGGAAGGCAUUAUGAAACAGUGAUUUGGAAUUCUGACUGGGUUUCACAGAUCACUGGACUUAACUAGUAGUAGCGGUGCUUAGAAGAAAUCUUUGGAUAAUAUACGUGUAACAGUGCAGUCCAACCUGAACUAAAAUGAUCAUGUGGUUUCACAAUCCCACAUCUCGGCUCAGAUAUCUCUGGAUUGUACAUUUGUUGUUUUCAGGUAUGAUUUUGUCUUAUUGUACAUGCCAGAUGCUUUUGUACAGUCAGAUAUGUUUAAGUAAAUUAUUCUUACCUUUGUAAGUAUUUGUAACGGAGUUGAAUCACAACAAACUGGUGCGAUUUCACUCUCGCAUUUACUUUAAGACUUGAAUAACAGAAGCACAGUAACAGAAUAUUCAACUUUAAACCUGAAAACCAACCUGUGAAAAAUUCCUGUCAACAGCGCCUUAUUCAAUGUGUGUCCGUACAGACACUGGUUUUGAGAUGCACAUUAAAUUGUAUUUGUCUUGGAUAUUGGGAAUGACACUAUGUUUGGUUUUAAUUGUGCCCAGAUUUGUCAUUGUAUGUUGCUAGAAAGGAUUGUGAUGAUGAAUUGUGUUUUUUGUACAAUGCUUUGUGAAAUGCCUGUAUUUAUCAGAUGAUAUUUGUAAUAUAACAUUUUUAAUGAAGGAUUUUCAUGUCAACUUGUUAAAUUUUUUGACCCUAUAUCACAU